ACGCAACCCGGCCACCUCCUCCACCGCUCAUUUGCUAGCCGACUUCCCUCCCUCCCUCCCUCCCGUGGCCUCUCUCUACCUUCCCAGCCGUUGUUGCAUUGCAGUCCCGGCCUGCUCUUCCUCCUCCCCUGCCAACUCCCCGUGGCGCCGUGGUUAAUUAGUGUGCAGCAAUGGCCGUGGCCUCCAUGGUUCAUGCACCGUCUCUCCUAGCAGUCCAGACCUUCCGCGGACAGAAGAAUGCUGCCGCUAACCGCUCACCGAGAGCGGCCGCUUUCAGAGUCCGGGCAGCCAAGCUUCCUGCCGGAGUCCAGGUGCCACGGGCGCAGCCCAAGCUGAGUGAGCCGUUCCUCGGGUUCACCAAGACCGCCGAGGUCUGGAACUCCAGGGCCUGCAUGAUGGGACUCAUCGGGACCUUCAUCGUGGAGCUGAUAUUGCACAAAGGUGUUCUUGAGAUAAUCGGUUUCGAAGUGGGGAAAGGCCUCGAUAUUCCUCUGUAGUCUGCUCUCCCCUGCCUGCCUAUGAGAUGUUGAUGCUCGGGAGAUGAGAGUCACAUGAAAAAAGGUUGUAGCCACCAAUGGCAAUGCUAUGCAUCAUAGUAAAUAUAUAAACAAGCGCUAAGCGUUCCAUUGUGCUUGCUA
Molecule: messenger RNA, 638 nt
Organism: Hordeum vulgare subsp. vulgare (domesticated barley)
Lineage: Eukaryota; Viridiplantae; Streptophyta; Magnoliopsida; Poales; Poaceae
Product: light-harvesting complex-like protein OHP1, chloroplastic
Exons: 3
Coding region: 171-497 (108 amino acids)
Source: RefSeq, a predicted model, not a curated record